ACUCGAUCUCAGUAAAAUGAGAGCGCACCGCUCUCCGAUGACCAAAUUUUCUCCUUGAACUCAAUUUAACACCUCUGGAGAUUGUGCAGACUUCUUUUUCUACCGAUGAGUGAGCCAGACCCUAGAGCGAGUGAAGCUCACCAAACACUCGGAUUCAUUAGGCGGAAGCGAAAACAAGUCGGUAGAGCUUGUGAUGGCUGUCGACUCCAGCGGAUAAAAUGCGACAACAGCGUUCCAUGUCUCAACUGUCGCACGCGCGGUCGCGAGUGCAGUAACAAUAACGCGCCUACUGUGACGACUCUUCCUCAAGCGCAAGAUGAGAUCGAUAAACUGAGGCGGCGGGUGAAAGAGCUCGAGGCUCAACUUUUGCAGGCGCGGAAUAGCGAGACGCCCACUUCACAGCAACAAGAACCGACACCACCUGGCGGAUCUCCAGCUCUCACAAGACCAGCGACUCAGGAAAGCUCGAAGACGAAAUUUUGGGAUGGCGUGUACCUUCGCCCGGCACGAUCGCCGCACAGCGCUUGGUUCGGGCCUUCGUCACUUUACUUCUUCAUCCACCGACUCAGCACAUUUCUCAGCGCUCAAGCCGACCACAUGCUCAUUCACCUCGCUAGCAAUUUAGAACAGUUGGGACAGCCGACAGUAACGCAAGACUCUUCGCGCCUGCUGGCACCUCUCACGCGCGUCAACGAGGAGGGAUUUUAUCUCACCCCAGUUCAAGAAGGGUACUUCAUCAACCUGUACUGGGAAACAUACCAUACAUGCAUCUAUGCUGUGGUGGAUGAGGCGAGUUUCAAGGCGCAUUAUCAAUCACUGUACGUCGAUGUACCAGCCGGAUCGCCGAGAAAGCCAUCCGCAUUGGUAGACAUCAUACUCGCCAUGUGCAUGCAAUAUCACACGUCGGCCCUCCCAUGCGGUCAGCAAGGCAACAUCCUCGAAGACAACGAUGCAACCAUGGCUGGUCGAUGGUACUACCGAAGAGCACAGACACUCUUGGCUUGCGAGGUCGAGAGUCCAUCCAUCUCAACUCUUCAGUGCCAUUUGCUCUGCGCGUUGUACGUUUGUGGAGGAUCCUUUCACAACAUGGCAGACACAACCAUUUCCCUUGCGAUUCGGACAGCUUACAUGUUAGGCCUGCACCUGGAUCCGCCACCCACAAUGCCACGACACGAGCGCGAAUUCCGACGACGACUAUGGUGGUCUGUUUUUGAGGCUGAUUCGAAGGUCGGUAUGAAGGUCGGCCGCCCGUUCCUCAUUCGCGACUCGUACGUCAUGCCCGAUCUGCCCAGUGAUACCCUUGAAGUAGCGAUUGAGUCCGGCUCGGCAUUUCCUCCCAUCGGAGAUAACGCUACAUGGCUCAGUCUCAACCUGCAGCGCACGAAGUUGUACCAAACCGCCAGAGCUCUGAAUCAAGCCUUUUACGGUCAUGAGUUGAGGGUUGCCGAGGGACAUUCUGUCUAUGAUGAUCCAAACACAAUGGAAGAUCUUGCAAAUGCUUGGAGCCCAAAAACAAUAGCCCUCACAGAGUGGACAAAGCAGAUUCCCCGAGCCCUCAAGACAAGCCGGAAACACGGCAGCCCGUACUCCCUCGAUGACUCCAUUCUCGGUAUCGAGCAGUUUGCACCACAGUGGCUUCAGCGACAGCGCUUACACCUCGAACUCGAAUAUCAUCACCUUUGCAUCGGUCUCCAUCGUCCGUUUCUGUCGUUUGCUCCACAGCAGGGAAGUUCGGCAACGGUAAUGGCAGUCAAGUGCGCACAGCAUGCGAUCCAGCUCACAAACAUCAACCACCAGGUUUUAUCCAAGACUCCAAUCCUCAACGGCUGGCAUGAAGCUUUCCAGUGGCAAUGGAGCGCAGCGAUGACCUUGGUGGGAUUUGCUGUUGCGUAUCUCAAUCACCCACUCGCGCCAGCCGUACGCUCAUCCAUAAAGCUCGCUGUCUCUGUCCUCGACAUCUUCGCUCGUAGCUUUGAUGCUGCUUCCAAAGCUGCGGUCAUCGUUCGUACCCUACACACGAACAUUGAGUCCGUCAUGGCGCAGUUCGAGAUGCAAUCGGGCCCGACGACUGUGGCAACCAUGGAUGGUUCCGUCUUGUAUAAUCCACCUGCCCAAGGAGGAAUGGCGAACGCAGUCGCAAAUCAGUUUGAUCCAAUUGGUGGAGAUUUCGAUCUCCUGGACAUGGCGAUGAAUGUGGACUUUUGGGCUGACCUCGAUAUGCUUCUACCAGGGAUUUCGGGGACUAUAACUGAUACAGCUGCGAUUUAGUAUCUGGGCUAUCAUUGAUGCAGUUCAGUCACUUCUGCGCGGACAACGACGAAUAAAUGAAUGAAUGACAC
Molecule: messenger RNA, 2339 nt
Organism: Fusarium oxysporum Fo47
Lineage: Eukaryota; Fungi; Ascomycota; Sordariomycetes; Hypocreales; Nectriaceae
Product: transcription factor domain-containing protein
Exons: 1
Coding region: 106-2268 (720 amino acids)
Biological process (GO): DNA-templated transcription; positive regulation of transcription from RNA polymerase II promoter by galactose
Cellular component (GO): nucleus
Molecular function (GO): DNA-binding transcription factor activity, RNA polymerase II-specific; RNA polymerase II cis-regulatory region sequence-specific DNA binding; zinc ion binding
Source: RefSeq, a predicted model, not a curated record